Molecule: messenger RNA, 609 nt
Organism: Acanthosepion pharaonis
Lineage: Eukaryota; Metazoa; Mollusca; Cephalopoda; Sepiida; Sepiidae
Source: the annotation of a GenBank genome assembly
AUGUCUGUAAUCCUCAAUGUGUUGGCAUUGCAUCCCUCAUCCAAUUACAGAUAUUUAGAGACCCAAGCAUUGCUGGUUAUAUUAGUUAAUCUAUCUAUCUAUCUAUCUAUCUAUCUAUCUAUCUAUAUCUCAUGCUGGUGCGAUGGUUAUCCACUGUACCGACGAAGGAGUCCCGCUGAGGGAGGAUUUACAGCCGUGGCAAAGGGCCACCAAGUGGAUAACAGAUGGGUAGUGCCAUACUGUCCCUUACUAACAAAAGCGUUCAAUGCGCGCAUCAAUGUCGAAUAUUGCCAUUCAGUUCGCUCCAUCAAGUAUGUAUGCAAGUACAUCAACAAAGGGACUGAUGCUGCAGUGUUUGGUAUUAGGCAGGAAGGUUCCGUAGACGAAAUCCAGGACUUCCUUCCAGGGCGCGUCAUUAGUAGCACAGAGGGUUCUUGGCUUCCCCAUCCACGAACGCUUCCCAGCAAUAGUUAUUUUUCUGCGGAUACAGCAAUGGAUGUGGCUGCGCGUACCAAAGACACAACGCUUACAGCGUUCUUCAAACUUUGUCGACAGGACGAGUUUGCUAAGACUCUACUGUACCCAGACGUGCCUUCAUACUACGUGUAG